Molecule: messenger RNA, 1681 nt
Organism: Amphibalanus amphitrite
Lineage: Eukaryota; Metazoa; Arthropoda; Thecostraca; Balanomorpha; Balanidae
Product: DNA repair protein RAD51 homolog 4-like
Exons: 6
Coding region: 144-1139 (331 amino acids)
Biological process (GO): double-strand break repair via homologous recombination; DNA strand invasion; telomere maintenance
Cellular component (GO): centrosome; Rad51B-Rad51C-Rad51D-XRCC2 complex; replication fork
Molecular function (GO): ATP-dependent DNA damage sensor activity; single-stranded DNA binding; four-way junction DNA binding
Source: RefSeq, a predicted model, not a curated record
ACGAGUUACAUUCAUAUGAAUCAUGAAUUUACCGCGUCUUAUGAAUAUCGAAAAUAUUUUUCGAUUAUUUAGUGCUUUUGUGACACAUUGUGACCUAUCACCGAGCAUGCCUCAUAUAAUAUGAAUAUAGCCUUUUGAAGAGUAUGCAUCAGUAUCUAAAAAAUAAGGAAUGUCCAUUGCUUAGUGAAGACGUGCUGGCAGAACUGAAGAACAAUGGCAUCAAAACUGUUCUUGCAUUCCUGUCAAGGGACUCGGAAGCGCUCAUACAUGCUUGUAGUCUCACUUAUCAGGAGGUGGUAUCUGUCAAGAAGGUGCUUUUCGCAAAAUAUUCUGCUCUGCCAUGCUCUGCAACUGACUUGUUGGAUCAACCAUCUGUUGCACCUCUGGCUUCAGGUUGUGACAGAGUGGACGGUCUGCUGGGCGGCGGUCUGCCGGCCGGAGACCUGGUCGAGCUGUGCGGCCCGUCCGCCGUCGGCAAGACCCAGCUGUGCCUGGCCUGGGCGGCGGCCGCCCUGCUGGCCGGCGCACGCGUCCUCGUCGCCGACGCCAAGUGCGAGUUCAGCGUGGCCCGGUGUCGACGUCUCCUGAGACGCCGCGGCAGGUCAGCGCAGGAGUGCGACCGGCUGCUGGAGAGACUGCAGUACGCGCAGGUGUUCUCCAUGCAGGAGCUGCUGGCUCUGCUCGAGGCGGUGCGCAGUCGGCGCCGGCUGCACGCCGGGCUGCGGCUGCUCGUGGUCGACUCUCUGGCCGCCCUGGCGGCACCUCUGCUGGCCUCGCCGGGCUUCAUUGGUUUCGGCCUGCUCACCGAUGUGGGCACAACGCUCAAGUCCGUGGCGGCCGAGUGUCGGCUCACAGCGCUCGUCACCAACGACCUGGUGCAGUCGGAGCCGGGCGGCGGCGAGCGGCCGGCGCUGGGACUCGCCUGGCUGCACGUGCCGCACCACCGGCUGCUGCUCAGUCGAGAGACGAGCACCGCGCCCGGCCCGCUGGCGCAGCCGCCGCGCGCCGGGCCGCGCCGCACCGCCACACUCGCGAAGAGCAUCAGCGCGCCGUGCGGCACGUCAGCCGACUUCCUGGUGACGGGUGCCGGCGUCGAAGAGGCCCCUACCGCUCAGAAACGAAGUGCGCCGGAGGACUAACCUGAGCAGAGGGCCGCUCACUGCUCACGUCUCCGUAUCGGUUGCAGUUUGCACUCAUGACUCACAGCAGGGAUCAGUGAUCUGAGUGGUGUGCUUAUGCUGCAUGUCACCUGUGAAGCGUUUGCGAUUUGCGUCAUCAAACCGUCAUCUUAUCGUGGACCACUGUUAGUCCGUGAUCCGUUAGUCAUGCUGUGAUAUCUUGGAAUCCGUGCCGUGCUCGAUGCUGCGCUAGGUGUGUGAUCGCUUAUUUCGGUUAUAUGACUGCUUCUGAGUAGGUAAGCUCCACCAAUAUUGUCCCUGAGCAAAAGGAGCAAAAAGUUCAGUCGUCAAGAGUUUCCCUUUUCAGCAUCAUAAGUCUGUGAUAUUGCACAAUGUUUCCUUUAAGAACUUAGUCCUAUUAUUUGGAAGUGGUGAUAAACUCUCUCUCUCACAUUGCAUUGCGUAUGCUGUCAUCUCCUUGAUUGUGUAAAAUUGGUGAAUGGUGGUGCUCUCUUUCCAUGAGAUCGAGGUUGCUGUACUUCCAAAUACAGACUAGAAAACUA